This is a messenger RNA of Desarmillaria tabescens, 808 nucleotides long. RefSeq lists its product as uncharacterized. NCBI's taxonomy places the organism in Eukaryota, Fungi, Basidiomycota, Agaricomycetes, Agaricales, Physalacriaceae. Bases 8 to 676 code for a protein of 222 amino acids. The record is from RefSeq and is a predicted model, not a curated record. The transcript has 4 exons.
GUUGAACAUGGACCGCCAUCAGCAGGUGGGCGAGCUCAUCGACAGUCUUGCCGUCCUCGACAAGCACGCAGUACCUCUUCAGGACUCGUGCCCUAUUUGCCUAAUACCUUUUACUGAUUUCUUCAACGACGACGGUGAUAACCUGGCCCCUGAUUGCGGCGUCACCAAACUCGAUGGUUGCGGGCACGUUUUCUGCAGGAAGGACUUGAUAGAAUGGAUCCGUACUUUGCAUGGUAGCUGUCCUACUUGUCGCCACGCAUUUCUUGACAUACGGCCUCCUUCUGAGUCGGAUGACGAAUCUUCUGAUGGCGGAGAGUACAUUCCGAAUGACGACGAUGACGAUGAGGCCUUCUACGGCGAAGGCGAAUACGAAGAAUUUAUCGAAGUGGAGGAGGACUUGAUUGAUAUCGACCCAGAUGACUAUUCUCCUACCGACGAAAUGGAUUUGGAUAUGUACAGGACCUGGCAGAUGCAGGAGCAGGGUGACUUUGAAGGCGAGUGGGGUCUUACCGAUGCUGACUCGGACUCGCCGUCUGAAGGUGACAUGAGCUGGAAUGAGAGUGACAGGGACAGUUCCAUGGUUGGUGAAGACAAUGUCACUGUCAAUGAAGCCGGCAACGAGGCCGAUGACGCUACCAGCGAUCUCACCAGAGACGUUGAAGAUGAGACCAAGUAGAAUUCAUCUCUGCAUUAAAUUAUCCCGCAACAUUACGCAUCCUUCACUGUACAGUGUAAUACCACCACCACCACCAUCAUUUAUUUUCUGCCUUAUACAAGUCUUAUAUAUUAGCCAGUGCAGCCUCUGUAG